Peromyscus californicus insignis is the source of this 941-nucleotide messenger RNA. It is a transcript of the gene Naxe, whose product is annotated as NAD(P)HX epimerase. The record is from RefSeq and is a predicted model, not a curated record. Gene Ontology annotation, molecular function: NAD(P)HX epimerase activity. The transcript is spliced from 6 exons. Lineage: Eukaryota; Metazoa; Chordata; Mammalia; Rodentia; Cricetidae. Bases 4 to 888 code for a protein of 294 amino acids. Gene Ontology annotation, cellular component: mitochondrion.
CGCAUGCGCCGGGCGGGCGGGCGGCGCUCUGCGUGCCGAAUGUCCGGGCUGCGGGCGCUGCUUGGGCUCGGGCUGCUGGUUGCGGGCUCGCGCCUGCCCCGGCUCGCAGGCCGGCAGACGGUGUGCCGUGCAGGGCCGACCUGGUGGGGAACGCAGCGCCGGGGCUCGGAGACCAUGGCGAGCCCGCCGGUGAAGUACCUGAGCCAGGAGGAGGCGCGGGCCGUGGACGAGGAGCUAUUUAACGAGUACCAGUUCAGCGUGGAUCAACUCAUGGAGCUGGCCGGGCUGAGCUGUGCCACGGCCAUCGCCAAGGCUUAUCCCCCCACGUCCAUGUCCAGGAGCCCCCCUACCGUCUUGGUCAUCUGUGGCCCCGGGAAUAACGGAGGGGACGGCCUGGUCUGCGCGCGACACCUCAAACUUUUUGGUUACCAGCCAACUAUCUAUUACCCCAAAAGACCUAACAAACCACUCUUCACUGGGCUAGUGACUCAAUGUCAGAAAAUGGACAUUCCUUUCCUUAGUGAAAUGCCCCCAGAGCCCAUGAUGGUUGAUGAGCUGUAUGAGCUGGUGGUGGAUGCCAUCUUUGGCUUCAGCUUCAAGGGUGAUGUUCGGGAGCCAUUCCACAGCAUCCUGAGUGUCCUGAGUGGACUUACUGUGCCCAUUGCUAGCAUCGACAUUCCCUCAGGAUGGGAUGUAGAGAAGGGAAACCCGGGAGGAAUCCAACCAGACUUACUCAUCUCACUGACAGCACCCAAGAAGUCUGCAGCCCAGUUUACUGGCCGAUAUCAUUACCUGGGGGGUCGUUUUGUACCACCUGCUCUAGAAAAGAAGUACCAGCUGAAUCUGCCAUCCUACCCUGACACAGAGUGUGUCUACCGUCUACAGUAAGGGAGGUGGGCAGGCAGGUUUCUAAUAAAGACUUGGUACCUUCUCUCUGCAAA